CAACAGUUGUGUGCAGCGAUGCAGUUGAACAGGUUCUUGUUCCAAGGAAUAGAAAGCAGGUAGUUUGAUCACAUCACAAUAGUUUGAUCACAGAACACUAGUACAUUUAUCAGACUGCAGUGCCUCAAUAGGACUGAUUCAACCAGGGAUGAAGGUGACUCAGCUAGACUGUCUGUGUGUGAUUCUUCUAUAUCUCCUACACACAGCAGGCUCUGAGAAGUUUGAGGUUCUUGGUCCAACUGAUCCCAUUGUUGCUGUAGCUGGUGAUGACAUCAUUCUGCCCUGUUACCUCAAACCCAACAUCAGUGCUGAGGACAUGACAGUGGACUGGCUGAACCUGGACUUCUUAGACGGUCGUGUUUUUCGUUACCAAAACCACAGAAUCAUACGAGAUGAUCAGAUUCCCUACUAUAGAGGAAGAACUUCACUGUUUGAAGAGGAACUGUGGAGGGGAAACACCUCUUUGAAACUGACCAGGGUACAAGGCACUGAUGAGGGACAUUACAAAUGUUUUAUUAAGGCAAAGAGCUGGUAUGAUGAUUUCACUAUUCAAGUCCUCGUUAAAGCUGUAGGAUCCAAGCCAGUGGUGUCCAUUGAGGGACACAGAGAGGGAGGGAUGGGUCUGCUGUGUGAAACAGAAGGCUGGCACCCUGAGCCUGAGCUGGUGUGGCUGGACAGUAAAGGAGUCCAUCUCUCUGCUGGUCGUCCUGAGAUACACAGAGACUUAGAUGGAUUCUACAGAGUCAAACAACAUGUCAUUGUCCAGGAGACUGACACCAACCGCUUUACCUGCAGAGUCCAACAGAGCCGGAUCAAUGAGAAGAUGGAGACAGAGAUUCACCUCCCUAGUGAGUUAUUUGAUACAACCCCAUGGAGAAUGGCCUUCAUUGUGUUAUGCUGUCUGGGAGCCAUUGCUGUGAUUGGUUUAUCUCUGGCUAUCUACUACAUGUGUAAUAAGAAAGGUGAAUAACAUGUUGACACUGAAGACUGAUUUUAAUCUCCAGGUGAAUAACAUGUUGACACUGAGGACUGAGGUUAACCAUCAGGUGAUUAACAUGCUAAUCAGGUGUGAUAAUAGAUCAACUCAAUCUGCAGUGGGGAAAGUAUUAUCCUUACCUGGGGGAGGCAGGGGCGGCAGGUAGCCUAGUGGUUAGAGCGUUGGAUUGGGAACUGGCAGGUUGCAAGAUCAAAUCCCCAAGCUGACAAGGUAAAAAUAUGUUUUUCUGCCCCUGAGCAAGGCAGUUAACCCACUGUUCCUAGGCGGUCAUUGAAAAUAAGAAUGUGUUCUUAACUGACUUGCCUAGUUAAAUAAAGGUAAAAUGAACUCUGAUAUACCUGGAUCACUGAUAGACCAGUCACAUUUCAUUCAUUAAACUAAGAAGUGGUAGUGGGUAGAAUAUCUUCAUUGGAGAAGUUGUCUCACAGAGGUACGCUGGACUCAUUUUUGUGGUGGAACUCAAUUAGGAUUUAUGACAUUAGAGAAGUAAAAUGAGACAAGGAGUCCCAGAGAGAGACUACAUCUUCUAGUGUUCAUGUUAAUGAUGUUCUCACUGUCUCCCAUCU
Oncorhynchus masou masou (cherry salmon) is the source of this 1563-nucleotide messenger RNA. Its product is annotated as butyrophilin subfamily 1 member A1-like. NCBI's taxonomy places the organism in Eukaryota, Metazoa, Chordata, Actinopteri, Salmoniformes, Salmonidae. Gene Ontology annotation, biological process: regulation of cytokine production; T cell receptor signaling pathway. Gene Ontology annotation, molecular function: signaling receptor binding. The record is from RefSeq and is a predicted model, not a curated record. Bases 149 to 970 code for a protein of 273 amino acids. Gene Ontology annotation, cellular component: external side of plasma membrane. The transcript is spliced from 6 exons.